AUUAUAAUAUGAUUGGAUUAAUAAUAUACCUUUUCAACCGAGGCUUCUAGUUUUAGCCCUCUUUCAAAACCCUAAUCUCCUACGCAGUUGGCCGUUCGUUGUCUCCAAGUCCCAACCUAUAAAUCCGAUCUUUCCCGUGGACCUUUGCAUUGGGUUGUCAGGAAAAACGAAUGCGAUUCCAAGGAUUUCCUUCUGUUUCCAUGCUGAAUUUCCCGUUGAAUUGAAUUUUCUGGGUCAUUUUCUCUCGUCGGGGGUUUUCUCCAAGGUUCAAACAUGGGGAAAAAUCAACAGUACAAAGCUAUGCAGAGAGCCAGGCUGGGAGCGAGCAGCUCGGCCCCCACUGAGCAGAUCGAAGACGGCAUGGUGGAUGGUUCUUUUCAUUCACCAGAGUGGCAUGCUGCUCGAUUGGCCAGCCUCAAGACUUCUCACACAAUUACUUGGGAAGAGUUCAAAAAGAAGCAAAAGGAAGAUGAAAUGAGAAAGGGGGAGUUAGAAGCAGAUAAAGAUAGAAUGAUGCGGGAAUAUAGGGCUCAGCUAGAUGCUGAAAGGGCUGUCAAGCUUGCCAAGGGUCGAAAUCAUUCAAAUAGUAAAUCUAGUCACAAAAAGGAUAAAGAUAAGGACUUGAAGAAACGUAGCAGCAAAAAGAGAAAGCGUUCAAGGCGGUCUUCCGAUUCAAGUUCUUCAAGUUCCUCCUCAGAAUCUUCUAGCAGUGAAGAUGAGGAGAGGGAGUCAAAAAAAUCAAAAUCAAGGUCGAAGAGAAGGAAGAAGGAGAAGAAGCGCAGGUCAAGAUCCAAACACUCUAGCAGUGAUGCGGAAGAAACCGGUGGGCCGGUGCCGCUUUCGAGAUUCUUUGGAACUUCCAAGGGUUAAACGUGUGUGCCUUGUGAUGUUGUAUGUGUUGGUGGUCCUCUUGCCGAAAUGUAGACAAGGGAUUUUUCUCAACUCACUGGAAAUUCGUCGCAGUUUCUUCCCUUAAAAAGAUUCAUUAGGUCUCUGUUUAUGUUACAGUUUCUUUUACCAUGAGAGAGGAUUUAUUUAAUGCGUUAUGGCGUUGUCUUGGCCUGGCAGGGAAGUUGUCUCAUUCGUUGUCCCUGGACCAAUGGUAGACGCGGAUGGUGUAGUGAGAGUGGGGAGGGAAGAAGUUAAAAAGCUUAGUAGAGGGAGGCAGAGAGGCAAGAGGCUUUUGCCCUAUCCUUGAGAGCUCUUGCUCAUGGUAGAAUUUGAUGUUUCAAUGCUCUAUUUGGUUCUAAUUGCAAUUUC
Molecule: messenger RNA, 1260 nt
Organism: Diospyros lotus (date-plum)
Lineage: Eukaryota; Viridiplantae; Streptophyta; Magnoliopsida; Ericales; Ebenaceae
Exons: 5
Coding region: 274-870 (198 amino acids)
Source: RefSeq, a predicted model, not a curated record